This is a messenger RNA of Symbiodinium necroappetens, 402 nucleotides long. The record is from the annotation of a GenBank genome assembly. Lineage: Eukaryota; Dinophyceae; Suessiales; Symbiodiniaceae.
AUGAAAGGCCUUCAGGGAAAAUGCCCCACACCCGGGCCCAGCCCCUUCCCGUACAUAAGCUUUCAGUACUGGAAGCAUGUUUUCCUAAACGGAACAGCCCCUGAAUCCUUAAUUCCUUGCUCCAGUGAUCUUAUGCUAGUCCAGGAGCAGCGGUUGGAGGAAAAUGCUCCGAUCGCGGUCGGCGAGAGGCGCAGCAGCUCAAGCUCAGCGCUGGAAGAGCACCAAAGUGUGCCCAUGGCUCCCAGAGGCUCUGUCUUACUCUUCGAGCAGGACCCAGCCCCGGCGCGCGAAGCAGCGCUGCCGGCAGCUUCUGCCCAUCGGGAGAUCCACAUCUCCGAGGGGGAGACGCAAGCAGCCUCGCACUCAGCCAUGCCGGUCGAAAAGGGAUCUGCUCUGGUCGGG